CUUAACCAAUCUCGAAUUGAUUACUGACUGUUGUUUUCUCUCCGAGUUCCUUGAAAACGCUGAUAAUCUUGAAAUCCUUAUUCUCUCGAAGGUUCGCAACGAAACAAAAGGAUGGACGGAACCCCAACAAGUGCCAACAUGCCUAUUAUCUCAUCUUAGAACUAUAAAGAUUGUUAACUUCGUAGGUAAAGAUUACGUGUUUGAGAUUAUUAGAUAUCUUUUGAGGAAUGCUCAAGUCUUGGAGAGGAUGGAAAUAGCAUACGGCUCAUCCCUUAGUUCCGAUGAAAAGAUUUAUGUGCUCGAGGAAAUCUCACGUUUUCAAAGAGGAUCCAAGGAAUGUGAGGUUGUUUUCAUUUCUAAAUGAGAACGAGUUCUGCUCUGGGGAUAGCUAUAACGUAGUCGAGGGGGAACAAAAAUUACUGUUUUUUUUGGUGAAAAGUGAAAGAAAUCGGGGUGUUGGGAUCGAAGUUGCAGUUUCAGGGGGUACAAAUGCAGGGGCAAGUUCAGAGAAGGCUGCUUUUUGAAGGUCUUAUGGAUAAUAUGGUGAUCACUAUUGAUAACGAUAGACUCAGCGAGUUGCCAGACUCACUCCUAACUCACAUCCUCUCUUUUCUGCCGACGAAACUCUCCGUAAGAAGCAGCAUUCUCGCCAGAAGAUGGAGGUUUCUCUGGACUCAAGUCCCCACUCUAGAUUUCGACAAGGAAGACGAGGACUUCAUCCCCAGCUUUAUCUCACUACAUAAAUUGCCAACCAUCAAUACUUUUCGCCUCACUGCAAAGGAAAACUACAACUUUAGGUAUUUCAACGACGCGUGGAUCAAAGCUGUCAUUGAUCGCAAAGUCAAAAACAUCGAUCUUUCUGCCUUCAAAGCUAUCUUGUUGCCUGCGCUCCUCUUUACCUGCAAAACCCUAGUUGAUUUUAGGCUAGACUUUUACUUUGUAGUACCCGGUACGGGAUGCAACGUGUGUUUGCCUUGCCUGAAGAUUCUUCAUAUAAACUCCGUUAUAUACAAGGAUGUCGAUGAAACCCUAGUGCACUUGCUAUCGGGUUGUCCGGUGCUCGAGGAGUUGGUAAUCGGAUUAGUAACUCAUCAUAAUUUGGUUCCUUGUAAUAUAUCUUCGGCCACAUUGAAGAGACUCACUGUACAUUUUACGUUCUUCAGUCACGUUACUUUGUUCUACAAACAUCACUACAAAGUAGAGAUAAAUACCCCGGCACUUGAAUACCUUCGUCUAGUUGAUUGUUUAUCCGAGCAUAUCAAAUGUGGGGCAUUGGCCUCGUUAACUGAAGCAGAUGUUUAUCUUCACAACACUUACAAGAAGCAAGACGAUUCGCGUUAUUCUCAAUCUGUGUUGGAGUUUGUUGAUAGGCUCUCCAAUGUCAAGUACUUGAAGUUAGAUUUGUCGUAUUAUUAUUGA
This is a messenger RNA of Erythranthe guttata (spotted monkey flower), 1419 nucleotides long. The record is from RefSeq and is a predicted model, not a curated record. NCBI's taxonomy places the organism in Eukaryota, Viridiplantae, Streptophyta, Magnoliopsida, Lamiales, Phrymaceae.